GGACGAUCCGCAGCGAGGAUGAAAGACAGAGAGAGGCCCCGGGUGGACUUUGCUUCUGACCGUUGGCUGGGCUCUUUGAGGACGGGAAGAGGGAGCCAUGGCCAAUCCCGAGAAAGGCAUCUCUGGAGGGUGCUACGAUGCCAUCGUCCUCGGAGCCGGCAUCCAGGGCACCUUCGCCGCCUAUCACCUGGCCAAGCGACAAAAGAAGACGCUGCUCCUGGAGCAGUUCCUCCUCCCUCACAGCAGAGGCAGCUCUCACGGUCUGAGCCGCAUCAUCCGCAGCGCCUACCCGCAGGACUAUUACAUGGCCAUGAUGGUAGAGUCUUUCCACCUCUGGGCACAGCUGGAGGCCGAGACGGGCACCAAACUCUACAGACCGACCCCUCUGUGGGUUCUGGGCCGCCAAGAGAACCCCGAGUUCCAAAGCUACCGGAAGACCAUGGAGCGCCACCGUGUGCCAAGCGAGACCUUGGGUGCUGAGGCCUUUGCGCAAAGGUUCCCCGGCUUCCACCUCUGCGGAGGGGAGAUGGCCGUGUCGGACCGCACCGCAGGGGUCUUGUGCCCUGACAAGGCCCUUCAAGUUCUCCAGGACCAGUUCCGGGGCAACGGAGGGACCGUGUGUGACGGAGAGAAGGUGCUCAGGAUUGUCCCUGGGACUGUGGUCACCGUGAUAACCCAGAAAAGAGAGUACCAGGCAAAAAGCCUAGUGGUCACAGCCGGAGCGUGGACCGGCCCACUCCUGGCUCCUCUAGGGCUCCACCUGCCUCUCCAGCCCUUGCGCAUCACUAUCUGCUACUGGAAGGAAAACCGUCCUGGGACCCUUGAAAAACUUCCUUGCUUCAUUGGCAUCAAUCUCAAUGGAGACAAGCACCACAUUUAUGGGUUGUCCGCCGGCGACUACCCAGGCCUUGUCAAGAUUUGCUACCAUCAUGGCAACCCAGUGGAUCCCGACUCGCCGGACCGGCUGAACCAAAGCUCACUUCCCGUCCCCGACGUUCAGAUCCUGCGGGAUUUUGUGAGCAAGUACCUGCCGGGGCUGGAUCCUGAACCUGCUUUGCAGGAACGCUGCUUGUAUACAAACACUCCAGAUGAGGACUUUGUGUUAGACCACCAUCCACGUUUCAGAAACAUUGUCAUCGGGGCCGGGUUUUCAGGUCACGGGUUCAAGUUUGGCCCGGUUGUUGGAAGGAUCCUUUGCCAGCUGAGUCUGGGGGAAACGCCGUCCUACGACUUGGCCCCAUUUCGGAUCAGCCGGUUCCUGGGACGACCAAAGUCCACCUUGUAAGGCUUGAAGAAGCCAUGGGACCUCGACUAAGUGGAAGAGAAAUUUCACCUUGAUUUGGAUCAGCUCCUUUGGCUACGAUUUCUCUUAAUUUCAAAAUAAACUGUGAAUAACCAUGCUUGGUA
Sceloporus undulatus (fence lizard) is the source of this 1407-nucleotide messenger RNA. It is a transcript of the gene PIPOX, whose product is annotated as pipecolic acid and sarcosine oxidase. The coding region runs from base 98 to 1285 and encodes 395 amino acids. The record is from RefSeq and is a predicted model, not a curated record. NCBI's taxonomy places the organism in Eukaryota, Metazoa, Chordata, Lepidosauria, Squamata, Phrynosomatidae. Gene Ontology annotation, cellular component: peroxisome. The transcript is spliced from 8 exons. Gene Ontology annotation, molecular function: sarcosine oxidase activity; flavin adenine dinucleotide binding; L-pipecolate oxidase activity.